This is a messenger RNA of Truncatella angustata, 1839 nucleotides long. RefSeq lists its product as uncharacterized. The transcript is spliced from 2 exons. Lineage: Eukaryota; Fungi; Ascomycota; Sordariomycetes; Amphisphaeriales; Sporocadaceae. Gene Ontology annotation, biological process: DNA-templated transcription; regulation of DNA-templated transcription. The coding region runs from base 1 to 1839 and encodes 612 amino acids. Gene Ontology annotation, molecular function: DNA binding; DNA-binding transcription factor activity, RNA polymerase II-specific; zinc ion binding. The record is from RefSeq and is a predicted model, not a curated record.
AUGCAGCCAUCCUCCCAGAAGGUCACCAGGCUCCGCCGCGCCUGCGACAUGUGCAGCUCACGUAAAGUCAAGUGCGACGAGAGUGGUCCACCAUGUAAACCAUGUCGCGACUUGAACGUCGAAUGCACCUUUGCGAGGGAGAUGAAGCGCCGUGGCCCCCCGAACAAGCACGCUGAAGCUGCAAAGGCUGCCAAGAGAGCCAGAGUCGACGGCCUGUCCCCGGUCCAGCAGGACGAUGUCGAGGCCUUGGUCGCUAUCAAUGCCCACAGCAACGUCCUUGAUGCCGAGGUCAUUGCGCCCUGGCCUGUCCUCACUCUGCUCGUCGACGACUUCUUUACCUACAUCCACCCACUGAUGCCAUUUCCCCACGAGCCCACCUUCCGAGCAGCCUUCAAUACCCGCGCCGACAGAACCAGCACCGAGUUCCUCGCCCUGGUAGCAAGCAUGAUUGGUAUCUUGGUUGCCUCCUUCCCCAGGAGUGCCCGAGCACACCUGAAGGCUACCCACAGUACUAGUCUCUUCCCCACAGCUAUCACCAUGAUCGAUCGUUGUCGCGCUGUCGCCAUGGAGGCUAGAGGCUCCACGUACAUGAUCAAGGAGGAUAUGACUGUCGACGAUGUUGCCACAAGCUAUUUCCUGGCCUUAUCCGCAGCCUAUACUCUGCAGUGGAAGGCCUGCAAGAGAUAUAUGGCCGAGACAAUGGCAUUCUGCAGGGAGUUGAUCUCUCAACGCCGAUCUGAAAAUGCCGCGACUGUCGCCGAGAUAGCCGCUGCCCUCGGCGGCACCACCAGACCUAUCGACCACAUCCAAGAUCAGAUCAGCAAGCGUAUCUUCUGGGUAAUGGUAGCCGGCUUGCGAUCCAUGACGCAACUGGGUGCCUCCAUUAAUGAGAUCCCGCUUCCGCCUCCAACGACACAGGAGCCCUACCCUGAUUUGCCAGUUGAGGUCGACGAUGAGUACAUAUAUCCGCACCAAAUACUGGCCCAACCAGAAGGGGCUGCAUCUUUGAUCACGGGCUUCAAUCACAACGUCAACACCUACAUGGCCAUGAACGAACUGGUGGGAGUCGACAUGUGCUAUGGCAUCAACUUUUUUGAGUGGUCCGCCCAGAAGUCCAUGCUCAGCAAUGCUCUCUCGUCCAUCAAGGCACACAUGGAACGCUUGCCCGACUCGCUGCAGAUCAAGGUCAACCCCGCGCAACUUGAGAAUGGUCUUGGCGCCGUCGCAGAUGAUCCGAAUCUGCGGUAUUGUCCUCCGGCAUUCCCGGCUACUCAGCCUCUCAACGAUGUACGCCACAUGCUAGCAGAAGAUCCCAACCGACGCCGACGAUUGCAGUUGGAGAUUCAGAAGGCUAACAUCCAUGCCUCUCAACUUGCCACCCGCUCCUACUUUGUAGAGCGAUAUCUCAACCAUCGCGACAGUCACAAACUACAACCAACGAACGAUGUCAAGAUCAACGGCGAGGACAUCCGAGAUGAGACAGACAACAUGGUCUAUCAGGAGCGUGAGUCCGUCGUCAGGGAUUUGCUCACUGUACUUACCUCGAUCACGCAACGCAACAUGGAGCCCAACGGUGUCUCGCUUGUCAACAAGAUCCGUCAGAUUGCAAGUACACUUCUCAACGACGCUACUGAACGCAAGGGUCCAGUCGCAAAACAGGCAGAAGAGUAUCUCGGCAAAUUCCUUGAGAUAUUGGUCAAACUCGAACGCACGGGGGCUAGCACUACAUCUGGCACCAUGACACCUCAAGAUGAGGACGAAGAAUUGCACCACUGGGCGAGUUUACGAGAUUACCAGAUUCAAUUCGUGGAGAGUGGCGGCUACCUUGGUUCUUACUAG